Molecule: messenger RNA, 3096 nt
Organism: Periophthalmus magnuspinnatus
Lineage: Eukaryota; Metazoa; Chordata; Actinopteri; Gobiiformes; Gobiidae
Gene: mllt1a
Product: MLLT1 super elongation complex subunit a
Exons: 12
Coding region: 140-1912 (590 amino acids)
Biological process (GO): regulation of DNA-templated transcription
Cellular component (GO): super elongation complex
Source: RefSeq, a predicted model, not a curated record
GGAGAGCUUUCUGUUUUGGUCGCUUCGGAAAGGGGAGGGAGCCGUCUGCCUUCCGCUUGUGGGGCUGGAGAGAUUGGCACACAAUGAGGAGUAGGACGCCGCUCUAGAUAACUACAACAAUCACAGAGGCCAGAGAAACAUGGAGAAUCAGUGCACGGUGCAGGUGAAGCUGGAGCUGGGACACAGAGCCCAGCUGAGGAAGAAGAUGACGUCUGAAGGCUUCACUCACGACUGGAUGGUAUUUGUGCGCGGCCCUGAGACCGGAGACAUCCAGCACUUUGUGGAAAAGGUCGUGUUCCGCCUUCAUGAGAGCUUCCCCAAACCCAAGAGAGUAUGCAAAGAGCCGCCGUACAAAGUGGAGGAGUCGGGGUACGCAGGAUUCCUCAUGCCCAUAGAGGUCUACUUUAAGAACAAGGAGGAGCCAAAAAAGGUUUGCUUCAACUACGACCUGUUCCUAAACUUAGAGGGAAACCCGCCUGUGAACCACCUGCGCUGUGAGAAACUGACCUUCAACAACCCCACCAAAGAGUUCAGGAGGAAGCUCAUCAAGGCCGGAGGGGUCUUGGUGGUUCCUGAAGGAGCAGAAGCCGUGUCCAGACCCAGUCCAGACUACCCCAUGUUACCCACAAUCCCCCUCUCCGCCUUCUCAGACCCCAAGAAAACAAAGACCUCUCAUGUGUCAAAGGAGCCCAGCAAAGAAGGAAGUGGAAGCAGUAAAGGACCCAAGCCACACAAAGUGACAAAGGAGCACCGAGAGCGCCCCCGAAAGGACUCUGAGAGCAAAGCAACGUCUAAAGGAGACACAGACCGGGACGGCAGCAGCAAGAGCAGCCGGGACCCCUCCUCUUCAUCGUCGUCUUCAAAAAAGCCCUCAGAAAUUAAAGUCAAAGAUGAAGUCAAAGUCCUCCCCAAAGCGGCUUUUAAGGAGCCGAAACUUACCCUGAAGGAGUCCAAGAUGGAGGGCAUGUCUCCCAAAGGUGGGGGUCCAGGUGCGGGUGGAGGCGGAGGAGGAGGAGGAGGGGGAGGGGGAGGGACAGGAGAGACAAAAGCUCCAGGAAAAAGACCUUCUACUGUGGACUCUCCGAAGCCUAGCAACAAGAAGCAAAAGAAGGGGAGCUCAGAAGGACCCAAGGGCGCUGGGGGCGGAGCGGGCUUCACCGGAUCGUCCCCGCGGGUGUCGUCUUCGUCCGCAGCGGGACAGGUGUACGAGAAGAAGCCCAAAGACAAAGGCCGAUGGGUCAAAGGUAAAAACGAUGCACUGGAAAUCAAAGAGGCGAAGAAACUACAGGAGUCUGAAGAGUCCAACUCAGAGGAUGAGGCGUCGUCGAAGUCAGAGCAGUCGGCUCCUUCGAGUGCCUCCAACUCCAGCUCGAGCUCAGACUCAAGUUCAGACUCAGACUUUGAACCUGGACAGAAACCAGGACAAGGCCCGUUGCGAUCGAUGGUGGAAGAGAUUCAGUCGGAGGAGUCAGAUGACGAUGACAGUACCUCAGAGGAGGAAACUCCUGUCAAAACCAACCCAGGAAACUCUCGCCUGAGCCUGGACAGUGAGAGUGACAGCAGCGAUGGGUCCCAUCGCCCCAGCAGAGACCCAGCCCCUCCCGCUCAGAAACACGGCUCCAACAACAACAAAGUGUCCGGCAGAAAGAGCCCCGACUCCACCUUCCGCUCGGAGAAGGUGCUGAAGAAGGGAUACGACAAGGUAGGAAGGGCUUAUACUGAAGAGUUGGUGGACCUUCAUCGCAGACUCAUGGCCUUAAGGGAGCGCAAUGUUCUACAACAGAUUGUGAACUUGAUCGAGGAGACGGGACACUUCAACGUGACCAACACCACCUUUGACUUUGACCUAUUUUCACUGGACGAAUCCACUGUCCGUAAACUACAGAGCUACCUGGAGGCCACAGCCACGUGACAGGACGCCGACCCUAAACAAAACUACCAAACAUCUACACAAACUAGACUCACAAGCACACAUGGGGUCUCCUUCGUGCUGCAUUCAAGGACUUCAGGAACAAAGUGAAGAAGAGGAGGACAAACUAGGAUUUUUACUGAACAAUGUUUUUACUUUUGAGUGUAUGCAGAGCGAUAAAACUCACCCCAAUUUCAGGGCUGCACAGUAUUAGAGACAAGAAACUGGAUUUUAAAUGUUGUUUUAAUCAUGUACUGCUCAAAUAUAUAACAUCCAAUUGAAAAAGGGCAAGGGGACAGACCCUCCAUGCACCUUUUAACCCGGAUUGAACCAUGCCUAGACGAGAUUUACCUGGAGUCAACUUGUAGCUAGCCUAAUACUACCUUUUUAAUUUGCAAAAAGUCUUAUUUUUAGAUCAUUUAAAUUAUAAUUGCGUCCAUAUAAUAUUGUGCAGUCCUGCCCUCUCCCCUGUCUGGUUCUCCCCACGUCUCAGUGCUCCUUCCUGGGCUGCCCCUCGCUGCCCCUCCCCCUGGGGUCAGCUGGAGCUCAUUUCUUUGCUGGCGUAUCCCAAAAAACCCUCCAAGUUCGGGCACAAGAGGCCGAGGCUCGAGUUAAGAUGUCGCCUUUGUGAGGGUCUCUGUUCACAAAGCUCAAACAACAGCUGGUGUCUCUCCUUCAGUGCUGCUUACAAACACAUUAGACGCAAAUAAUGGAAGAAAACCAGUCCAACGACGCAGUUUGUUUACAUGGCACUAAAAAAAUGAAAUUAUGGAGUUGAUAUGGACGUUUAAAGGUGCACUGCGUCACUUUUCCUGCUUGUAGAUUUUAUUACGUUGCCUGGAGUGUUCCUCAGUAUGACUUUAAUCUUCAUCUUCAGCUUUUAUUCAAUUAUAGCUGUUUAAAAAAGCCAGAAAACACAUUGGAAAACAUACAUUCUUACUGAGAUCUGGCUCGUCUCUCCACAGAUCUGACCCGUAACUUGGCCUGGUGGUGCUGUCGAGUUAAAUGCCAAUCAUGUGGAACAUUUCAGACAAAGAAAUAGUAUCUCCAUGUAGUCGAGCAGUUUGAAAAGUUACACAGCGCACCUUUUUAAAAUGCACCUGAAAUGAAGGUAAACUAUGCACAUUUGCUCUCAAUGGCAAAGAACAAUUUACAACUUGUGUCAAUUAUAUAAAUUAGUCCUUGGA